GCGACCGACAACAACAACCCUAAACAAAAAUGUCCAUGUUAAUUGAGUGGAGAGCACUGACUUCGCAUCAAAACACCUGCGCUACUAUCAAAACAUAACUGAUUGGAUUAAAGAAGUAGAUACCUUCGAAAGCCUCUUCACAAGCAAGAUUAUAGCAAGCCUGAUAGUGGACAAGUCGGCGAUAAAUCAGCACUUAUCUUCAGCCUUUUCAAGCCCAAAAGAUUAGAGCAAAAUCACAGAGAAGUAAGACGACAUGGUUCGCCCUUCCAUCCCAACUUCUGGAAAUCUUGUCGCUGAUGAUCAAAUCUGGAAGGACCAUAUUCACCAUGAACAUAGUGCUGCUAAACGCUGGCCAGAAAACUGGGGUUUUCUUUCAGAUAUGAGCAGAGAAAUAGCCGGAGAAGCUCCAGACACCCAAAAUGAUGAGCCGGCAGCAAUAAGAAUCAAGAAUAGAAGGGAGGCAUUGAAGUUGCCUCCCAUUGAUCAGAGUGCAUUAACUCAACUCUCUGUGGGAAAACCAACACAAAGUGUGCCAAAAACCACAUCAAAGAUGAUUGGAUGGAGGAGCUCGGAGCAGCAGUGCCAGCUAGAGCGAUAUGGGAGAUACACAAAAAAGCAGCAAAACUUUCUAAAAUCCAUGAAAUGGCCAUUAGAGUCAAUCAUCUAGGGUUUUUCUAAGGGAACUGAGGUAAUAUGUUUUUAGCAUUGGAGCUGGGAGUUCAAAUGGCAGUGCUGCAGAGGUCUUUAAAUAGAGGGUUUGCCUCUGUAUUUAUACCGAGACAUAAAAUGAAUCUUCAGAAGGCUGAAGGGUACAAAUUUCUACUGACAGUAGGCUUAUUGCAAUUUGUUGCUUAAGUUAUAACUUACAAAACCUUAACCAAGUUUGGUAGGGUCAUUCCUUUCUUAACUGAGACAAUUUUUGGUAUUAGCAUUGUAUUUUGAUAUUCUUUGACCUACAUAAACAUUAGAAUUAUUACUUAGAUAACUCUCAAAUACGACUAAUUCAAAAAAAUCAGAGAUUUUGAGAAGGGGCAACAACCCACACCCUAGGUAUUUAUGUGCCUGCUUCUAUAGAUAUAUUGGUAGUAUCAAAUUUGGAAUAAUUAAGAAAUAAAGACAAAAUGGAUAGCUUAAAUGGAGCUGUACCUGUAUGAAGACACUUCCAUCAUCUCUGCAAAUACUGAUUAUCACCACCAUUUGCAGUGAAAAGCUCCAAUAUGAAUCAGAUCUAAAAACUGUUCUCCUGGGUUUCCUUCUUUCAUAAAUUCAAAAAGAAUGUGGCACUUUUAGUAUGGCAGCAUCCCAAGCUAACUUAUUAUUUCAUAAAUUAGCUCUCUUUUUCUUAUACUUUAAAAAGCUAAAAUAAAUUUGUUAUACCUGUAUUUAAACUCAUUUUUAAAUAUAAAUAUGCAAACAAUUUACAUUGUCAAUUGAUUUUUACUGUUACUGUUACUAUUGUUGUAUUGCUUGAGUAAACUUUUGA
Molecule: messenger RNA, 1483 nt
Organism: Rhopilema esculentum
Lineage: Eukaryota; Metazoa; Cnidaria; Scyphozoa; Rhizostomeae; Rhizostomatidae
Product: ciliary microtubule inner protein 1
Source: RefSeq, a predicted model, not a curated record